AUGGCUACGAUACAGGGCUCAUGCCAUAACUGUCACGCUCGAAAGGUGCGAUGCGACCGAAAUACACCCCGGUGUUCCUCGUGUCAGAUGCGGGGUGUUGAUUGCCAGAGACCGGAAUCUCCACCGCGGAUACUCUGGCUGCGGCCGCGCAAUGCUCCUCAUGGCGAGGGUGAAGUGGAGGAGUUGCAUGCACGGCGGCAGCCUCUAUUCACAGAAUACCAACUCGCUUGCAAUGCUGGCGAUCUGGUAUGCGUCUUGGGAAGCGUCUCGAUAGCCGCGGCUCUGAAUGAGCUUGACCAACAGGCUGUUGGUUCCCAGAGCGAUGAGACCGUGUCCAUUGGACCUUUCCGUGCUUUCCGGUUCAUGAAUGACAAGCCCCCCAUUCAACCUGACGGAGGGUCGGACACCAAUGCCUUUGGAGGCCUCGACCCGGCAAUGUCAGAGGCAAUGUAUGGACUACCAGAUGAUGCAAUCUCACUCUCCAAUAUAGCAGCACAUAUGGAUACCUCCAGUCAUGCAUACUCAGCUUUGAACCCACCCCAGUUCGCAUUCCCUUUACACAUACCAUUCGUACGACGGACACCACAAGACCUGGUCGACUUCACGGCCCCUACCGCCAAGCUCCUCUUGGAUCAUUACCGCCACACCAUUAUCAACUACCUGGCCCCAGCGCGUGUCAAGUCCAAGUCCCCCUGGGAGAAAAUCUACAUCCCCAGCAUGCUCGGUGCCAUCGGUGAGAUCCUUCUCCAAGGGAACAGCAGCAACGCGAGAGUGUCCCUUCUCUUCUCGGUCCUUGCAGUUAGUGCAUACAGUCUACAUGAAAACACACUGUUAGAAGAUGAAUGGGGUUGUUAUGCAAGCCCCCGCCUCCUCGGGAACACGUAUCGUGCGAGAGCUACUGCACGCUUAAAAAGAUCCCUACGGGACCUGUCCGCCGGCGGGACAAAGAAAGACAAGUACAAGGAUAUCCUCAUGGCACUGCUGAGUAUGGUGACUAUUUGUAUAGUCAGCGGCAACAUGAACUACGCAGCACACUACCUGCGCGACAUCGAGGAGAUCAUCCACCGGUACGGAACACGCAAGGUCGGCCGAUCGGUGAAAGUGCGCAUGCUACACAGUAUCUAUCUCUACACUCACAAUUGGGUCCGGGACUUGGAGGACUCUGAUCCGAAAUUCCGGUCCCCUUUUGAGGAUAUUUACUCUCUACCGCAGUCGCUGUUUGAGCUCAUCGCCGCGACAACGCGAUUAGCAUCCAGUUUGGGAAGAUCAACUAUGCGCGACUUUUCAGAGCCAGUACAUCCGAGUACGCUUCUAGCAAGUGUGAGAAUUCUAGAGGCUCGAAUUUGCAGUUGGGAGUACGGCACCGAGGACGUCGACGGUGCAUCUCCAAGGCCCCCACCGGAGCGCUCUCCGUACCACCUCGUCCAGGCGGUCCACAAAGCCCUGAUCAUCCACUUCCACCGGGCCAUCGGAACACACAGGCUCAAUGACCAAUCAGCAGAUACUUGCUGGCCCGCGUUUAUUGCUGGCUGUGAAGCACUGGAUCCUCAGCUACAGGGGGAGUUUGCCCGGUGGCUGCAUAUCGCCGCCCAGACGACGGGGAUCCGGAUGUACACUGUAGCGCUGGAGGCCAUGCGGCAGGUCUGGGAGGCGCGGAGGCGUCCUGGCAAGCAGGAUGCGGCCUGGUCCCAGGUGCUGUUCAAUUCCAAGAAUCGAAGGGUGUUGGUGCUAAGCUGA
This is a messenger RNA of Aspergillus aculeatus ATCC 16872, 1737 nucleotides long. RefSeq names its product Zn(II)2Cys6 transcription factor. The transcript is spliced from 5 exons. Bases 1 to 1737 code for a protein of 578 amino acids. Lineage: Eukaryota; Fungi; Ascomycota; Eurotiomycetes; Eurotiales; Aspergillaceae. The record is from RefSeq and is a predicted model, not a curated record. Gene Ontology annotation, biological process: positive regulation of transcription by RNA polymerase II. Gene Ontology annotation, molecular function: zinc ion binding; transcription cis-regulatory region binding; DNA-binding transcription factor activity, RNA polymerase II-specific. Gene Ontology annotation, cellular component: nucleus.